CUAACCCCACGCACCUACUAUUUGUUCGUCGAUCGUCGUCAUUUUGCAUUUUAUCAUCUCGAAGAAAAACAACUAUACCUUAAACUAGUAAAAAGCUCGCGUCCGGCAGCAGAUUUUGCCGGAAAAUGUAGCAGUGACUGAAAUAUCAUAUCAUGAUAAGAGUUAAAUAGAAAAGAUAGAUAAUCGAAGCAGCAUAACCAUAACAAGAAAAUGGGGAGAAAGCAGGAUGAACAACAGCAAGAACAAAAGCAGCAGCCGUCAAAGUCGCUGAGGAGCAAAGCCGUGCACUUUGUAUCUGACAUCACCACUGUUCUCCUCAACCCCAUCUCCGACAAACCCUCCGCGCCGCCGUCAAAGCCUUCUUCUCAUGAUGAUCUCAACAACUCUCAAAACAGCCAAUCGGAUUUGGAAGAGGAUUCAAAGGACUCUGUCAAUGGUCCCGAUACAUCUUCUUUUUCUGCAUUUCUAUAUUCCUUUUUAGCAUCCUCAGGACACGAAAAUCAUUCAGAAGAAAGAUCCGAUACUCACGAUGAUGGGUUGAAGCAACCACCCGAACCAAUAGUAAUUAAAGAGAACGCAAGAAAGAAAAGUUUGUUUUCGAGGGGUAAGCAUACCAUUGGUAAAGCCUUCUAUCAAGCUGCAAAGAUUGGUGGUUUUCGAGAUCAAGGCCCCAAAGGCAAACUCGAUACGGCUGCUGGAAAUGGAAGUGAUACUCGGAAUGAAGGGAUUUCAAUGCAGACUCUGAAUGAAUCGAUAUCAGUGAUUUCUUCUGAGUAUCUUCCGGAAACUUCUGAACCAUCGGUACUUCUCUCUGAAAAGAUUCGGAGUGUGCUUUAUGCCGCACUUCCUGUGAUUGUUCAGGGACGAAAAUGGAUGCUAUUGUACAGUACUUGGAGGCAUGGUAUAUCUCUUUCAACAUUGUACAGAAGAAGUAUGAUUUGGCCUGGUCUCAGUUUGCUGGUUGUUGGGGACCGUAAUGGAGCAAUAUUUGGCGGCUUAGUGGAGGCACCCUUGAGACCAUCAAGCAAGAGAAGGUAUCAGGGAUCAAAUAAUUCGUUUGUCUUCUCGAACAACUCUGGACAUCCUCUUAUAUUUCGUCCUACAGGCAUGAAUCGAUAUUUUACCUUGUGCUCUACCGAGUAUUUGGCCAUGGGCGGUGGUGGUCAUUUUGCCCUAUAUUUGGAUGGAGAUUUAUUGAGCGGAUCAAGUUCGUUAUCUGAAACCUACGGAAAUCCUUGUUUGGCCGGCUCGGAAGCUUUUGAGGUGAAGGAAGUUGAGCUAUGGGGUUUCGUAUAUGCUUCAAAGUUCGAAGAAAUGAUAGCUUUAUCUCGAGUGGAAACUCCAGGAAUAUGCCACUGGUAAAUAAAGCUUUUGACUGUGUUGUAAGCUGAGGAAGGUUGUCUGAUCUUCGACCGCCAUUUGUAUAAAACACUGAAAACACUUCUGACUGUAUAUACCGAUUACUCGUUUUGCACGAUGUAUAUAAAACUCUUUAGGGAUUUUUGCCUGUUUAGGGACUCAUGCUCUUGUCAAGAUAUGCUGCAACAUAUAUUUAACUCCAUCAAAUGUUGUGAGUUGUGAAUUUCAGCAACUAUAAUUGGAAAUAGUUUUAUUUGAAAUUGUAUAUGUUCAAAUUUGAAGGCAAUUAGGGCAUUGUUGAACAAUUUUGUAUAAACCUAUAACAUGA
Striga asiatica is the source of this 1687-nucleotide messenger RNA. NCBI's taxonomy places the organism in Eukaryota, Viridiplantae, Streptophyta, Magnoliopsida, Lamiales, Orobanchaceae. The record is from the annotation of a GenBank genome assembly.